Molecule: messenger RNA, 1515 nt
Organism: Cinclus cinclus
Lineage: Eukaryota; Metazoa; Chordata; Aves; Passeriformes; Cinclidae
Gene: AGT
Product: angiotensinogen
Exons: 5
Coding region: 124-1515 (463 amino acids)
Biological process (GO): regulation of systemic arterial blood pressure by renin-angiotensin
Molecular function (GO): serine-type endopeptidase inhibitor activity
Source: RefSeq, a predicted model, not a curated record
CUCCUUCAGCUCAGGUGUUCCUGCUUUUCCAAAGGGCUCGGGGCUCUCUUCUUUAGCCUAAUAAACCACACUGACUUUCCACAGACGGAGCUUAGGCAGGCACCGUGGAGGCAAUUUUCCACCAUGAAUCUGGUAGCACAUCUUCUCUGCUUGUUGGCUUGCCUUACCAUGGUGACUUGUGACCGGGUCUAUGUCCACCCUUUCACUUUGUUCUGCUUCAAUGAGACUGACUGUGACAAGCUGGAAAAAUUGGUUCAGGAGGGAAAGACUAUUGUCCCUGUCUCCAUUGAGUCCCAAACCACACCUGAAUAUGAAGGUGACAUAAAUGACAAGAACAAGUUGGAAGCCCCAAGCCUCAACACCUGGGGCAAGGAGGAACGGGGCUACCUGAGUGGCUUGGUGUACGUCCUGGGCAUGCGUCUUUACAGCGCGCUGCAGAAAGCACAGAGGGGCCAAAAUGUGCUCCUGUCCCCAACCAGCCUCUACAGCUCCUUGGUGUCAUUCUACCUGGGUGCCUCAAACCAGACUGCACUUGAUUUGCAGGGUUUGCUGGGAUUUGUUCCCCCCUCUGGAAACCUUGACUGCACUUCCACGGCAGUUGGAAAGAAUUUCCUUUCCAGCCUGAGGACCAUCGAAAGGCUUGUGAGGAGUGGGGAUGAAGAGCUGCUCUUUUCCAAGACACUGAGCCUGUUCUCUGCCCCUGGCAUACCCCUCUUCCAGCUGUUCAUGGAGCACUUGCUCCCCAAUGCCGAUGCAUUCUACGCCCGAGCUGUUGACUUUACAAAUCCAGGAGAGGCAGCAAAACAAAUAAAUGCCUUUGUGGAGGCCAAAAGCGAGGGCCAGAGCAAGUGUUUACUGGCAGACAUCGACCCAUCUGCUGAGCUGCUGUUUGUGGUGGACGUCUGCUUGGCAGUGAAUGUUAAGCAAGCCUCCCCGCUCAAAGAGCCUCAGGAGUUCUGGGUGGAUUCAAGCACAAAGGUCUUGGUCCCUAUGUUGUCUAUCACCGGGAUGUUCAAGUACAAAACCGAUGCCAGUGGGACUUUUUCUGUGGUGGAAGUCCCCAUCAGCAAGACGGCGCUGCUGAUGCUGCUGCAGCCCAUCAACGGCAGUGACCUGGAGCACGUGGAGUCCAAGCUGACCUGGCAGUCCUCAGCCUGGCUCCAGUGGCUGUCGCCAAGAGAAAUUAAAUUAACACUUCCAGCAUUAACACUAGAAGACAUCUCUGAUCUACAGGAGCUUCUUGCAGAUAUGGAACUGCCUGGACUGCUGGGGAAGGGGGCAGAUUUCAGUAGGAUAAGCAAUGCCAGUCUAACAGUUGGAAAGGUAAUAAAUAAAGCCUUUUUCAAACUGGCCAGUGAUGGAAGAGAUCAGCCAGAAGACCCUGCAGUACAGAAGGAAGACGGGGUGUAUCUGGAUGUAACACUGAAUAAGCCAUUCCUUUUUGCUGUUUUUGAAAAGCAAUCAAGGGCAAUGAUUUUUCUUGGCAGAGUAGUAAACCCUCUGCAUGAGGAUUAA